Amyelois transitella is the source of this 1091-nucleotide messenger RNA. RefSeq names its product probable RNA polymerase II nuclear localization protein SLC7A6OS (gene fs(2)ltoPP43). The record is from RefSeq and is a predicted model, not a curated record. Bases 145 to 1053 code for a protein of 302 amino acids. The transcript has 4 exons. Gene Ontology annotation, biological process: developmental process. Lineage: Eukaryota; Metazoa; Arthropoda; Insecta; Lepidoptera; Pyralidae.
CUGAUCGUCUGAUCAAGAAUCAAAAUCAAUCAAAUGAUCAAAUUGUAAAUUUGAAUUUCACUUGUUUGCAUCGUUUUUGUUGAUUUUUUAAUUUAAUAACUUUUUCACGGAGGUGUCAAAGCAAAGUUAAUUGCGUUUCUUGAAAUGGCUUCUACGGUUUUACGAGUCAAGCGAAGACUAGAGGAUAAUCCGCAAGAUGCUUUAGUUCUUAUGUGCAAGCGAAUAAAACGGGAUACUGAAGAGAUCUCCUCAUCUUUAUUCGUGUUCAGAGGAACUGUUGAUAGUCAGGAAGCUACGAAUGUACAAGAUAUAGUCCCCAAAAGUAAGACCAAGCUAAAACGGUCACACAGCAUUAGUGACAUAAUAGAGAAAAUCCGACAAGAAAAAAAGGACUCAUCAUCUCAGAGUCGGUAUGAGGUUGUUAACUGUAACAGAGGGCUGAAAGAUGCGGAGAAGCAAUAUGAUUUGGUAGACUUACAAAAGAAUGAGGAUAUAGAAGGUGAUGUUCAGUAUGCAUAUGAUUUAUACACAGCGGCCAAACCGGACUUUGAUGUGUCCAUGUUGGAUAAUCUAGUGAGCAUAGAAAACUAUGAGACUGAUCUUAUAUUUGGCACGUACCGUGACAACGGUUACAGGCCUUCUAGUGAUGAAGAGGACGAUGAUGAUGACUCCAAUGAUGAAAAUAACUGGAGGAAUGAUUAUCCUGAUUCCGAGCACAGCAGCAUCAAUGAAGAGGAUAUGAUUAGAGCUAUGGAAAAUGUUGAUUUAGAAGAUGAUCUAUCCAGCGAUACAGGUGAAGACAAAAUUUAUGACCAACCCAACCCAUUUAAUGAAGAUGUUCUACGAUACGGUCCAGCAUAUGCCAAAUACAAAGCUAGAGUUUUAUCAGAAGAAGGUGAUACAAAUAAUUCUAGUUUGAUACAAACGAGUACUGUACCAGAUUAUGGAUAUAAGGAAGAUAGUGAUGACGGAUUUUACUAUGGCCAGGAAGAAGAUAUGGAUCAGUUCCGGGAGCAGUAUGGUAGCGAUUCGUCUGAUUGUGAUCCUGAUUGAGGGUUAGAUGUUUUGAAUAUAUUUGUUUUUAUUUUUGA